AGGGGAAGCCAACGGUUCAUUUACUUGCCAUCUAUAGCGCCGCUGUCACCGUUGAAUGAAACCUGGAGAUGUAGUAUUAAUUUAGUGGACCGUGCGACAGCAAAGCUGUUUGCCUUCCAGCAGGGAGAUGGGGGCGGGGCCUGAUGCGAGUGACGUCACUCUCCAAAGGGUUUAUAUGGCUUAAAUAAACAUGUGAAAAUGUGUUGCAGAAUUGCCUCUGGUUCAUCAUAAAGAUCGUUUCUGCGCUACACUUUACGCAAUGAUAACGAAGUCACCCUGCGGGUUGUCAUGCGCAGCUCUGAGCCCCGUGACGUCAGACCGGAACAACGACGCCGUGGUGUCAUGGCGCCGUGCGUGAUGUCAGAGCUCGGUAACAAACAGCUCUAGCUGCUCCUCAACGAUCUGGGAUGGAUUUCUGGCUGUGAAUUAAGACCCAGUAAGAACCUUGGAGGGGUAACGAAAUCUGUCUGCAGAUCAGGAUGGCAGACUCAGGUGACCACAGCGGUCAGCAGGCUCCAGGUCCUGGAGGCCGGGGGAGCAUAGGACCUCUGAUGGGUCGCCGACCAGCAGCUGGCAUCUCUCCUGGACGCCUGCCAUCGGUGCGAUCCAGAGAUCUAACGCUAGGAGGAGUAAAGAAGAAAACCUUUACUCCCAACAUCAUUGGCCGAAAAGUUAAAGAAGAACCAAAGGUCGAAGGUGUGCCGAGGCGAGAGAAGAGGGAUGGAGAUCGAGGGCGGGGCAGGGGCCGCGGGGAAAGAGGCAGGGGCCGAGGUCGCAGCGAGGUCAUCCAGUCUCACUCCAUCUUUGAGCAGGGGCCUGGAGAGACGAUGAUUAAAAGAAGAGGGGGCUACGAGAGUGAGAGAGACGCUCCGAGCAUGGGACCCUCGCCCAUCAUCAAUAUCAAAAAGGAGAAGAGGGAGACCGAAGAGGAAACCAAAGAGAUUCUGCGCAAAUUGGAGCGAGAAAACUUCAUAGAUGACCCAUUCCUGAGGAGCGAGCAGAGGAGCUGCCCAGUCCAGCUUCCCCUGGCUGUGUCAGGGUGGGGAUUCAAGGAGGAGCUUAACAGUGUAGCCGUUAAAGUAGAAAAGACAGACCCAGAUGAGCCCAUGGAGACUUCAGUUGAAGUGAAGCAAGAGCCAGAGGAAGUGGAGAUACAAAAGGUUGAAGCCACUUUCAAACCUCCUCCUCUCCCUGAGCCUGAAGUUCUCCCUGACCUGCUGCACAGAUGGAGCCUGAGCAAAGCGGAGCAGCUGUUCUUCAUCCAGCUGCCCGACUCGCUGCCCGGCCAGCCUCCCACCAAGGAGCAUAAGGCGGUAAAAACCGAGGUGCAGUCGGAGGACGGGCAGUCCGUGCUUCUGAAGACAGAGCCACAGGACGAGGAAGCUGAAGACAACAGCUGUAAUCUGAAGGAUCUGAGGGAGGGCGUUGUUGGGAAGAUGCUGGUCCGGAAGUCUGGCCGGGUGCAACUCAUACUGGGACAAGUCACCCUUGACGUGUCUCUAGGGACGUCGUGCUCUUUCCUUCAGGAGCUGGUUUCUGUUCAAACGGCAGAAAAAAACGGAAACCUAAUGGUGUUGGGGAACGUCAGGCACAAAAUGGUCUGCUCUCCUGACUUUGAGUCUCUGCUGGAGAGCAAGACAUGAUGCUCGCCCAGGCAGAGGGCUCCCAGUUACCUCUGAUGCAUUAGAUGCACUAGUAUUCAAUAAAACAAAAACUACGACCCCCAUCUCUGAAUAAACUAUGCUGAUGACUGAUUGCCUUUUAUGUUUUCAGAGCUGCUAAAAUUGCUUUGAUAUAUAUCAAUUAUGCAUAUUAUAGAAUUUUUUU
Poeciliopsis prolifica (blackstripe livebearer) is the source of this 1827-nucleotide messenger RNA. It is a transcript of the gene polr3d, whose product is annotated as polymerase (RNA) III (DNA directed) polypeptide D. Bases 480 to 1643 code for a protein of 387 amino acids. Gene Ontology annotation, molecular function: DNA binding. The transcript has 11 exons. The record is from RefSeq and is a predicted model, not a curated record. Lineage: Eukaryota; Metazoa; Chordata; Actinopteri; Cyprinodontiformes; Poeciliidae. Gene Ontology annotation, biological process: transcription by RNA polymerase III. Gene Ontology annotation, cellular component: RNA polymerase III complex.